Molecule: messenger RNA, 819 nt
Organism: Symbiodinium sp. CCMP2592
Lineage: Eukaryota; Dinophyceae; Suessiales; Symbiodiniaceae
Source: the annotation of a GenBank genome assembly
AUGGGCCAGCAGCCCAGCGCGCCUGAAACGCGGGUCUCCGCGAAGAAGCUGAAGGCCUUCGAGAUUCUCGGGCUCUACACUCAGCUCGAAGCCGCCCUGGAGAAACCCACGGGGCCCGCUGACGUCGGCCAGCCCUAUCGGCAGAUCGUUGCCUGGUGCAAGGCGCACGCCCUUGAUCUCGACCUGGAGGGAGUCCUUGAGAUCCUGGCUUCCGAGGAAAGCGGCUAUCCGCCCUGGCGUCGGCAGGCCCUUGAAGAGGCAUACCGGCUCCUCUACGACGAGGCCGCGUCCUCCGGCUCUCUAGCCCUGGAUCGACUCCCGGAGCCCCCAACUUCGGAGGAGAUUGGCUUCCGGCCUUUGCCCGAAGCCUUGGUCUCGGGGGAGGCCUACAAGCAAAACUGCUACGCAGGAUGCUUUGAAGACCAAAGCGCCUGGAGAAUGUACCGUCGAAGAUUUGACUACGAGAUCUACCGGGUCAACGCGGCAGGUUUCGUGGCUGGUCGGAAAAUCGUUUCCGGGACGCAAACGCGAAGUGUCUGUGCCGCAGAUGUGGCAUCAAAGGUUGCCGAGACGCUGCUGCCAGAUACUUGCUGCGUGAGCCGGGAGGACAUGUACUCGGCCAAGGGGCCGUUUCUGCUGCCCAAGGGUUCACGUGGGCAGCCGCGGUGGGCGCCGCCGGUGGGAGAUGAGGAAAUGAGCAACUCUUUUGCCUCCCACCACACGAAGGUGCUCGAACCGCUUCACUGGGAGGACGGCGAAGUCCCUUCCCAGCGCGGCCGUUUGAGUAUGCCUGGUCACACAGGAGGCGUCAGAGGGUAG